AUUAAUUAUUCAUUGUAUAUAUUUUGACAAAAUAUACUAGUCUCUCUAUAAUUUGGGUCUAUUCGGUGGACCGAAUAGACCGAACCGAAAUUGUGAGUCUAUUCGGGUUCGGUUCCUAAUUUUUUUUGAAAAUUUCGGUUCUCAUUUUUCAAAACCUGAAAUUUCACAAACUCGAAUAGACCGAACCGAAUUAACCUAAUAGACCGAAUGUCAAGCUCUCCACAUCGUCGUGUUCCCAUGACUGGCGUUCGGCCACAUGAUCACGUUUCUGGACCUCUCCAAGCGGCUGGCGCGGCGCGGCCACGCCGUCACCUUCGUCUCCACGCCGAGGAACGCCGCCAAGCUGCAGGGCUCCAUCCCGCUGGAGCUCGCGGCGCACCUAUGCAUCGUCAGGCUGGACCUGCCCGGCGUCGAUGGCCUCCCCGAGGGCGCCGAGUCAACCGCCGACGUCCUUCCGAAGAAGGUCGGGCUCCUCCAGAAGGCGUUCGACGGCCUCGCCGCGCCGUUCGAGCGCCUUGCCAUCGGGGCUGUGCUGCCGCCGGCUAGGCGUCCGCGUUCUCGAGGAAGCUCGACUGGAUCGUCCUCGACUUCGCUCAGAACUGGAUCUGGCCAAUUGCUGAACAGCAUAAGACCAUCUGGACCUUAGGGUCGGCUCGUCCGCGGUCCUAACUAGAGGGAUUGCAUGUUUACACAAGCCCCUGUAUGGUUGUACAGACCUGACCAGGGUCAGCGGACCGUCCACAGGUGCUAAAAUAUUUUGGGCAGAGACUAUGUGUUGGGGGUCUGCUUCGUCGCCGAAGGUCCCAUAAGAAUAAACACCUUCGGAAGAUCGACACAGAAGCAAAGCCGAAGCUGCCAAUCAGAGAGCUUCAUAGCGUACUACCGGAUGUACCGACUUAAAGAUGAAAUGACCAAUCGGUCCAUGAUAGCUUGUAUUAUGAUUGUAAUCAUUUGUAAAGGGCAUGAAUGUAAUUCCUCACAGGCUGCGUCCUGUGCCUAUAAAUGGAUGAACAGUACCCCUGUACUGUUCACGCUAUCUUGUAUUCGCUCGUGCGCCACGCUUGGAUUUUUGCCUUCUAUCAAGCCGAAGGCACAAAUGUAAUUAAAUAUUGUCUUUAUCUAUUCAAGAUUAUAUAAUGAAGAUAUGUGAAUGAUGUUAUAUGAUUAUUCAUG
This is a messenger RNA of Zea mays, 1173 nucleotides long. RefSeq names its product UDP-glycosyltransferase 91A1. The coding region runs from base 257 to 646 and encodes 129 amino acids. NCBI's taxonomy places the organism in Eukaryota, Viridiplantae, Streptophyta, Magnoliopsida, Poales, Poaceae. The transcript is spliced from 2 exons. The record is from RefSeq and is a predicted model, not a curated record.